AUGUCUCUCAUGCAGAAAGAGGAAAAUCAAGGUCUGUGCCCGUUACUGUUUUUCUCGACAUCCCCUAGUCUCUGGGUAUCUGAUCUAAAAUAUAGUGUGACGAUUGUCGCCCUCGAUGCACCAAUUGUGAUCUCUAUGGUUCAGAGUGUGUCUUUACCGAGGACGGCCGCCGAUAGACACAGAAAUAGAGCUAAUGCCGUCGGCAUUCAGGAGGACUUCGCAUCUGUGCCACCUAGCCGUGGACGACCAAGUCCUCGCUCGAGGUUGAGAUCAACCCGACAAGGCUCAGAAGAGGAAGAAGAAGAAGAAGCAGACAGAGCACCUCCCCGGCAACAAGAAAAUGGCGCCGGUAUCAAGUCGCCGGCGGACCAUCCCCAUCCGCGCUCCAACUCGGCGAGAAUCAACCUUGUAUCGCCACAACUCCUGACCGACGACUUCAGCUAUUGGGUUAGUAUCGCAGAAGGCCAUUCUUUGCCGGACACGAAUGGGCACAAUCGAGAGUCGGAGGGGGGUGUGGAUCUCAGGCCUUCACUUGCUCCUUCUGACCAUGCUGUUGCCAAUAUCAGACCCAGUAUACAACGAGUUUCUGAGCAUCUGGCAACCCCCUCCCCUGCUUCUCCUCAGGUACUUGUUGAAGCGCACCAGACCUCACCGCAACGCAGCAUACUAGCUUCUCCCAGCAGAACCCAAAGGCUAGAGGCUGACGGACCUGACGUUUCCGCCAUCUUCAAGUUCGAGCGACAUUCUUCAAACCUAGCCAACCGUGCUGGUCGUUUGUUGGCCACAGAUGAAGGACAACCUCGUUUCUACGGUGCAGCCAGCAGCCUUUCUUUGGCCCCAAAUGGGAACUUCCCUUUGUUUACGCCAUUGAUCCGGACGGUCCGUGUCCAUGGCGCUACUGCCCUGGAACAAAAUCGCCUUGCAUGGCCCGGAGACGUCCGCUAUGAGAGCUACCUCCUGGAACAGUUUUUCAGAUAUCACAACCCGUAUUUCCAAGAGGUAGAUAAAGGCACUUUCUUUAUGGAGAAAGCAAAAUAUGACCAGGGACAAAGGAGCCAUUUAUACUCGCCAACUCUUUAUAAUGCAAUCCUGGCGAUAGGAGCUCUAUACUCGAGCGAAUAUCGUCCUGAGAUUGGCAGUGAAGUCUCGAGAUUCUUCGCUCGUCGGGCAGAAGUGCUCCUUGAUCUCGAACUAGACUGUCCCCAGACGUCGACUUUACAAGCCAUAUUGCUCCUGAGCAGUUAUGAGGCUGCAAGCACGCGUGAUUCGCGAGGGUGGAUUUACAUAGGUAUGGCGGUACAAUUGAUCACAGAUCUUGGGAUUCAUCGCCAUUCUCAAGGCGACGAAACUAGUCGCCCAGUCGUUGGAAGCCAAUCUGCCUCCUCAACUUUCCCAGGGCAUUUAUUCUGGGCCUGUUAUGCGUAUGACAUACUAUGGUGCCUUGAGAAAGGAAGACAUUCUGUCAUGGAGCAGCUCAGACGAACUUCUUCUGCCAUGAACAUCAUGACGGAUCUCGGAGUGCACCAUUAUUUGAGAUCACCUUCGGCACUGGAGUCGAAUGGUUAUACGGAGAACGUGGUUUCUCUCACGAGGCUGUACCUCUGUCAGCUGCUUCAGAUCGAGGGAAGGUUAUCUGCUCAUCUCUUCGACGAAGAUUCUCGUCCACUCGACUCCGACAUCCCUUUCUGGCAACAAAUGACAGAGGAGUUAUUUCAAUGGCGGCAUUCUCUUCCGCCUCCGUUGAAGAUCAGCGACUCAAGUGGAGAACCUGAACCCAGAGACGAAGUGUAUGCGCAAGAAGUCAUCUUUCUGAAUAUGCUGUUUCACGAAAUAAUCAUUCUCCUCAACCGCCCGUUCACCUCUCAAAUUGUGACUUCUUCACCAGUGGGCUCGGCCACGAUAGCUCCAAGGUCUGCCUUCGAUUCAACAAUCACCGACGUCCACACAACGGCAGGAAAAUACUGCUUUGACUCGGCUUCUAGAAUAAUCGCCUUGCUGAUGUUGUUUAAACGCCAUUACGGCCUGCAUAACGUCCACCUGCACAUGGUCCACAGCACUGUCACAGCCGGAGUGAUGCAUGCAUAUUUUUCGGUGUUUUGCCCUGACAAAUGCUCGUCGCAGGGCAGCACGCCGUGUGAAGAGAGUAGGGGGACGGCACAACAGUCGCUGCGACUCAGUAUCCGAGCGUUGGCUGAAAUGGGCCAGACAUUCGAUAGCGCCACCAGAGGCAUGGAGCUCGUGACUAGCUUGGGCCAGACCUGGCAACACCAAAGACGAAUGGAAAAUUCUGCGAAAUGA
Fonsecaea pedrosoi CBS 271.37 is the source of this 2298-nucleotide messenger RNA. RefSeq lists its product as uncharacterized. The transcript has 8 exons. Gene Ontology annotation, biological process: DNA-templated transcription. The coding region runs from base 1 to 2298 and encodes 765 amino acids. Lineage: Eukaryota; Fungi; Ascomycota; Eurotiomycetes; Chaetothyriales; Herpotrichiellaceae. Gene Ontology annotation, molecular function: zinc ion binding; DNA binding. The record is from RefSeq and is a predicted model, not a curated record.